AUGGCAACACAGGCGUACAUUACGGAAUUACAGGCAGCCCCGCAACAGUCACAGCCACCACAACAGCAGCAGCAGCAACAGUCGCAGCAACAGCCAGCAGCGACGGCGGCGACGGCGGCCCCCGUGACGGCGGCGGCAGCUCAGCAACAGUAUGUGGCCGAACUGCAAAGCGCUCAGCAGCAGCAACCGCCCGCCCCGAAACAGUAUGUCUCGGAAAUCCCGCCUCCCCAGGCACAGGCUCCGCCCACUGGACAGCAGACACCCGCCCCCGCCCCGCAGCAGUAUAUUGUUGUGACCGUCUCUGAAGGCUCCAUGCGGCCCAGCGAGACAGUGUCAGAGUCCAGCCCGGGCUCCACAGCCACACAAUCGGGGGUGCCGACACAGGUGGUCCAGCAAGUCCAAGCGACACAGCAGAGGCUCCUGGUCCAAGCCAGUGUGCAGGCCAAGGCGGGGACGGCCUCCCCUCUGCAGCUCACAGGUGUUCAAGUGCCCCAGCAGGUGAUGCCCCAGCAGCGGCUGGUGGUGCAGAGUACUUCGCAAGCUAGUAAAGGAGGAUCAGUCACCCUGGCUGUCCACGGCGUGCAGCAAGUCCACUCUUCACCUGAGCGCUCUCCUGUGCAGAACAACAGCUCUUCAGCCAAACCAGGACCAGUGCAGCAGCUCCAGGUCCACGGAGUCCAGCAAGUGCCUGUUGCUCAAGAGAGAUCCGUCGUGCAGACGGCCCCCUCGACCCCCAAAGCCGGCGCGGUGCAACAGCUCGCGGUUCAAGGACUUCAGCAGGUUCACGUCACUCAAGAGGUCCAGCAGCUCCAGCAGGUCCCCGUGCAGCACGUCUACCCCAACCAAGUGCAGUACGUGGAAGGAGGAGAUGCCAGCUACACGGCCAGUACCAUACGCUCCAACACCUACCCGUACACCGAGACCCCGCUCUACACGCAGAACGCGGGAGCCAGCUACUACGAGUCUCAGACCACCCCGACGCAGGUGCCCACUCCGCCGACCUCCCAGGCGGUGGCCACCAGUGGGUCGGUGCCCAUGUAUGUCUCCGGAGGGCAAAUCAUAGCCAACCCUAGCGGCGGUGGUACUGCCGCAGCCAGCGGAGGCGGAGGAGGCGGUGGCGGUGGCACCAGCGGCAGCAGCGGAGGGAGCAGCGGCAGCGGCAGCACAGGAACCUAUGUGAUCCAAGGGGGUUACAUGCUGGGCAGUUCAAGCCAGUCUUACUCACACACCACCCGUGCCUCCCCAGCAACGGUCCAGUGGCUCCUGGACAACUACGAGACGGCGGAAGGGGUGAGCCUCCCCCGGAGCACCUUGUACUGCCAUUACCUGCUGCACUGCCAGGAACAGAAGUUGGAACCGGUCAACGCCGCCUCCUUCGGCAAGCUGAUCCGCUCGGUGUUUAUGGGACUCCGCACCCGUCGGCUGGGCACCAGAGGGAACUCCAAGUACCACUACUAUGGGCUGCGCAUCAAAGCCAACUCCCCACUGCUCCGGCUCAUGGAGGACCAGCAGCACCUGGCCAUGAGGCAGCAGCCCUUUUCUCAGAAACAAAGCCUGCCUGACUUUGCGGAAUUGGACCUGCAGGGGAAGACCUUCCCGGAGGGCAUCGGGGCCGAGGACGUGAGAGCUUUCCAGUUGCUGUCAUAAGCGCAUUGCGAGGCCAUUGUUGACGUGAUGAUCAACCUUCAGUUCACGCUGGUGGAGACACUCUGGAAGACCUUCUGGAGGUACAACAUGAACCAGCCGAGCGAAGCCACCGCGAUCGUCAUCCACGACGAAGCGGAGAAGCGCCUCCCCAAGAGCUGCCUGGUGACCCUGUCCAAGUACGAGCCGGUCCUCAAGUGGACAAAGGACUGCGACAACUUGCUGUACCAGGGGCUGGUCGAGGUCCUGAUCCCAGACGUGCUCCGGCCCAUUCCGAGUGCCUUGACGCAAGCAAUCCGAAAUUUUGCAAAAAGUUUGGAGAGCUGGCUGACGAAUGCCAUGAUGAAUAUUCCGGAAGAGAUGGUCCGCGUGAAGGUGGCGGCAGCAAGUGCCUUUGCCCAGACCCUGAGGCGUUACACCUCCCUGAACCACCUUGCUCAGGCCGCCCGAGCCGUCUUACAGAACACGGCCCAGAUCAAUCAGAUGCUGAGCGAUCUCAACCGGGUCGAUUUUGCCAAUGUCCAGGAGCAGGCCUCGUGGGUGUGCCGGUGCGAGGACCGCGUGGUGCAGCGCCUCGAGCAGGACUUCAAGAUGACCCUGCAGCAGCAGAACUCCCUGGAGCAGUGGGCCGUGUGGCUGGACGGCGUGGUCAGCCAGGUCCUGAAGCCCUACCACGGCAGCCCCAGCUUCCCCAAAGCCGCCAAACUCUUCCUCCUCAAGUGGUCCUUCUACAGCUCCAUGGUAAUUCGGGAUCUGACCCUGCGAAGCGCCGCCAGUUUCGGCUCUUUCCAUCUCAUCCGCCUUCUUUACGACGAGUACAUGUACUACCUGAUAGAGCACCGUGUGGCUCAGGCCAAGGGCGAGACCCCGAUCGCGGUCAUGGGAGAGUUUGCAAACCUGACGAGCUCCUUGAACCCCUUGGACCCCGACAAAGACGAGGAGGAGGAAGAGGAAGAGGAGAGCGACGAAGAGAUGCCCCAGGAACUCUCGCUCAGCUCCGCCGAGUCCAGCAGCCUCACCGCCGAGCCCAUGGAGCCGCCUUCGAAGCUGGCGCGGACGGACUCGCGGGGCAUCUUCGUGCAGGCGCUGCCCUCCAGCUAGAGCAGCCGGGGAGGGGGGGAGACAGACUGAACCCGUGGCCAGCCAGAGGCCAGGAUGCACCUUGCGCCGCGCU
Gekko japonicus is the source of this 2818-nucleotide messenger RNA. It is a transcript of the gene RFX1, whose product is annotated as regulatory factor X1. Lineage: Eukaryota; Metazoa; Chordata; Lepidosauria; Squamata; Gekkonidae. Gene Ontology annotation, biological process: regulation of transcription by RNA polymerase II. The record is from RefSeq and is a predicted model, not a curated record. The transcript has 20 exons. Gene Ontology annotation, cellular component: nucleus. Gene Ontology annotation, molecular function: RNA polymerase II cis-regulatory region sequence-specific DNA binding; DNA-binding transcription factor activity, RNA polymerase II-specific.